AUGUCUCGUGCUCAUACCACGGAAAAAGCUGAAGCAUAUGCUCAAGAGCUAAACAGGAAGCGAAUACUUCAAGCAACAGAAGAAGAUGCUGAAAAUAAUGAAAAUGGAUCAGACAAGAUUGCAUUCGGCGCAGCAGGACAGUAUGAUACAGAUGUGUAUGGAAGUGUUCGUGGCAACAGAAGUGGCAAAUAUCUUGAUUCGAUCAAUACUGCAGAUGAGGACGACAUUGAUGAAGACACCAUCGUACCCGUGAAUAAAAAAUCAGUCAAUGCUCCUGCUAAAUUUAUCCAUGAAGCAGCUCACACUGGCGGAGAUGAGCCCGAUCCGUUUGCAGAAACUCGCACUAAGACAAUCAUAGAAAGGCAAGCAUCCAAAUAUGCAGAACGUGCUCGACAUCGAGCCAUUUCUCCAGAUCGAGUCGAUGCAUUCAUUGACCAAACGCCCGAUCAGAGAAACCGUGGUUAUGCGGAGAUUAUGAAAGAGCAGCAGUAUAAAGAAGAAAAGGGAAAGGUAAUAUUUUUGUAA
Messenger RNA from Cylicostephanus goldi, 525 nucleotides. The record is from the annotation of a GenBank genome assembly. Lineage: Eukaryota; Metazoa; Nematoda; Chromadorea; Rhabditida; Strongylidae.